AUGGCAAUACUGGAAAAAGCAAGGAUAGAUAAUAAGUAUUGUGAGACAAUACGUAGUAGUACUAAUUUGUAUGAGGUGGUUGAAUUCAAUAAAGGUUACACCGUGAGAUUGGAUAGCCAUGAGUGUGCUUGUAGACGUUGGGAUCUAACAGUUGUAAGAAUGAGAAAGUUAUUGUGGAGGGACCAAAAAAUAAAGAGGCCGACCCCGAAAACAUCCAAAAGACGUGAUUCCGAAACGUCCUACAUAACCAAAGAAGAAGAAACAGACCACUACAAGUAUCAGCAACACUCAGCCUGCCCAGCCGGCUGA
Molecule: messenger RNA, 309 nt
Organism: Arabis nemorensis
Lineage: Eukaryota; Viridiplantae; Streptophyta; Magnoliopsida; Brassicales; Brassicaceae
Source: the annotation of a GenBank genome assembly